GGUGGUAGCCCUGGCGGCUCAGACCGCGGACGACGUGGAGAGGUUCCUGCAGGCCAACGCGGUGGAUCCCGAGGCCGCCGUGCGGCUCCGGGGGCUGCCGCCGGAGCUGCAGCGCAGGGUGCUGGAGCGUGGCGGCCUCUCCGCGACGCGCAACCCGUCGGCGGUGCUCAUCGCCCGGAUGCGUGACGCCGAGAAGGGGGAGGUCGUAACGCAGGCGGGCGUCGGCGAGCCGGCGCCGCCCCCGGCGGAGAACGGCCACCCCGGGGUGGAGGCGCUGAUCGCGGCGCACGGCCUGGACGCGCGCGCGGCCCUGGCCCUGCGCGCGCUGCCGCCGGAGAAGCAGGACGUGGCCGCGCAGCUGGACCUGGCCGUGGCUCGGCACCCGUCGGCGUUCGUGAUGGCGGCGCUGGCGAAGGCGCCGUUUGCCGAGGGCAGCGCGGCGCUGCUGGCAGCCGCCUGUACAGUGCCUCUCACCGUGGUGUCCUAGAAGGUCGAUGGGCAAGCGUGAUCGGGCUUGCCGCGACGGGACGGGUGAACGCCGGGUGCGAGAAAAUAUCCAGCAUCGGCUUCGCAUGCUUGGAAUGUUGUCUACACGAGCUUCCGUUAGUUGUGAUGUCAUUCCACGCCAUGUGCUGUUUUGAAGCAACAUGCACUGACGAGCAAGCUGCACAGUUCUGUGAUAC
This is a messenger RNA of Prorocentrum cordatum, 683 nucleotides long. Lineage: Eukaryota; Dinophyceae; Prorocentrales; Prorocentraceae. The record is from the annotation of a GenBank genome assembly.